GCACCGCGAGAGCGUCAUUUCUUUUUUCUCCCUUUGCUGUGCUUUUCAUUUCGUUGAGUCCCACACGCUUUACGUGACGGUGUUCACGCCGCCGUCUGCAACCCUCUUCUUCUGUUUUGUCGUGCCAAGAGGAUAAUAAGCAAGUCAUCUGUACCAAGGUGGAGGUCCCCGAGCACAUAUCCCCCCCUCCCCCACCAGAGCACGUUGUUUCCCCCGCUCAAACCGCCGCUGCUGCGUUACCCUUCCUUAUGCCUCCAUCAAGCGCGCAGCGUGGGUGGCGCCUCCAGCACCUUUGCGCGUCAGCUGCCACCUCUACAUCUGCUCUCGCACGUUACACGUCCAUUCGAUCGCGGUGCAGCAUGCGACUGCCUCUUCACCGAGCAUCUACGUGCGGUUUCCAAAGAGUACCAGAGAAAGCGUUGUGGGCGCCGUGGCGUUCAUGUCACUCCGCCAACACAUCUCUAAGUACUGCAGCGACAGCCCUCAGCACCACGUCUGCGUCCCCGUCGUUUCUCUCUGCACUCCUCGAGCCAGAAGAGACGAUUCCGCUAGAGGACACCACGCGGACCUACACUACAAUGGACGUCGUGGAGCGCUGCGAGGUGUACAACCCCCGCGAACCCAACGUGACCAGCCACGACGACGCAUCGGCAGCAGAUUCCCUCGACGGGGCCACGGUGGGACCGCUGCAAAGAGCGCAUGCGGAGGGAAAGCUGUGGAGCCACUUCGUUGGCGCGCAGUCCUCGUCGGCUUCUUCCUCCUCCGCUGAACCACCAGGGUGGUUUGUGCAGCUCUGCAAGGACCUCUACUACCGCACCGACAGCAGCACGCCAAACGCGCACAACGUGGACUCGUUAGAUGAGACGGCGCGCGAGAGUGACCCGCUGGCACAGCGCCACGUCGAAGCGGCUCAGCGGGCAAGCAACUGGCGAGGCAUGCCAUCUGUAGAGAGGUCCUCCCGGCACGACGAUCUUCCUCAACAGCAGGAGUCUUCCGUGGCCCCCCACCGUGCGGACGACGCCAUCGAGGUCGAUCCUUAUACCUGGCUGCCCUUCGAUCUUUUAGAUGUGAAGGACUACCUCGUAGGCCCCUACGUCUUCCCUCCCACCUCGACCUACACCACCGAACAGAAGGUGAAGCUGUGUCUGGGGCAGCGGCAAAAGGAGUACGUGUGCUUCUGCCGCACCUACUGCUUCCCUGAGCGGUGGCAGAUCCCCACCUCGAUGGGCACGCAGCCGGCACGCUUGUGGGUCGACCCAAGCUGUCCAACGCCCGUUGUUUUCCUUCAGCUCUCGCCGGAUUUCCCGCCGGCCAUGUGGCUCCCAAUUCGGGCUACCGUCGCCGCUGUUCGCGGCGUGCUGAGCAGCUUUGCGGCACAGGCCUUCUUCCACCGCGAGGAGCAGCACGCCGUGUUUGAGCAGCGCUACGAGACGGCGAAGCGCGUGAUGGAGCUGCAGCGGCUCCCCACCUCCCAUGAGGGCGACGUCCUACGCUUUAUGGCUUACGAGGCCCGCAACACCCCCUACCUCGACGCCCCUCUGCGCGAGUACGCGAAUCAGCAGGAGUUUUUCCUGGGCGAGUACGACGACCCGGAGAGGCUGCUGGAGCACGUGGACUUGUGCCCGUUUUUCUUCGCGAUGCCGCAGCUGCGCACGGUGACCGACCCGCACGCGGAGCGGAUGGUGCCGACGGUGGAAGGGGCCGGCGUGGUGCCGUCCCUGUACCGCUGCAUCUUCUCCAAGGCCCUUAUCCAAAUCUCGGUGCACCUCUCCGCCGAGGUGAAGCUGCCGCCGCAGGACCCGGAGAGCUUUUACUUUCUGUGGAAGGACUCGCAGGUGGUGCCGAAGAUGAAGAUACCGGUCUUCGCGCGCGUCAGCUGGCCAGACAAUAACAACCUGAGCGGGGGCGGCCUGCUCGGGCGGCGCUUCAACCGACUCUUUCAGACCGAGUUCGCCUCAGACGUGCCGGUCGACGCUAUUAUCGGCGUCUUCUACGUGAUGCAGUGGGCGCAGCGAGUGCACGAUCUCCUCGGCGUCGUCGGCAUGCGGCAGCGCGUCGCGGAGUUGGAGGCGGCCACACAGCUGCCGGAGGCCGCGAAGCUGUACCCCGGCACGCGUGAGAUCCCCAACCCCGAGUACACCGCGCAAGAGCGGCUGGGCAUGCACAUUCAGUACCUGAGCCACCUCGGCGAUCCGCAGAUCCUCGAUACAAUUGCGGCGGUGCUGCCGGCUGCCGCGGCGCCGGUGCGGAUGGGGUGCGCGAAGGCGGCGCUGAUCGCCGGCGACCGGGAGCUGUUUCGGCGGAUUGUGUCGAGUGAGCCGCCGGGCCGCAUGCAGCAUUACAUGACGAAGUUGGUGGUAAAGCGCAAGACGCGGGACCUGGUGGACCCGGAGCCGCGUCUGCUGGAGGAUCAGUACGAGUUUGCAGCUCCGCUGUGGACGAAGCGGGGCACGCGCAUCGACCGCAACACCUUGGAGGGCGCCGUGGAUGCCGCGCGGCUGCUGCGCUGA
Messenger RNA from Leptomonas pyrrhocoris, 2510 nucleotides. RefSeq lists its product as hypothetical. The record is from RefSeq and is a predicted model, not a curated record. The transcript has a single exon. Bases 360 to 2510 code for a protein of 716 amino acids. NCBI's taxonomy places the organism in Eukaryota, Euglenozoa, Kinetoplastea, Trypanosomatida, Trypanosomatidae.